Hyaloscypha bicolor E is the source of this 798-nucleotide messenger RNA. RefSeq lists its product as uncharacterized. Bases 1 to 798 code for a protein of 265 amino acids. The record is from RefSeq and is a predicted model, not a curated record. Lineage: Eukaryota; Fungi; Ascomycota; Leotiomycetes; Helotiales; Hyaloscyphaceae. The transcript has a single exon.
AUGUCCUAUAUUAACUAUGACACCGAAUCACUCUUGGGCAUUAGCGUGGCUGAAAGCGGAAGCACACCGUGCUACUCUGAAGACAGUCAGCCACGGAUCUGCUUCGAUGAGUAUUGCACUUUUCCGAUGGGAAACAUGUGUAAGGCUUGUAGGCUAGAUCGUGUCGUUCGAAAAAAGAGAGUCAGGAAACAUUCGAGAGUCCAACGAGCCAGAGAAUGGGUUCACGAAAUUAACGUCCAAAAAUACAUCACGAAUUACAGCGGCGAGGUGUUCCUCGGUGGGGCUGUGGAUCGUGAUGAACUUGAAGAGAAUGAUGGGCACAAUGGAGGUCUCGAUUCCGACGGGGGUGAAGCUGAAUAUGAAGAAGUCCAAUCUUAUGGAUCGGAUGAAGAAGACGAUUGCUAUGAUUCAGACGAAAUAAUCCAAGCAAAUGAGGCUGAACAAGAGAAACAUCCCGGUCUCUGUGAUCUCAUACCAAAGUCGUUCGGGUCUGAUUGGGACACUCAUCCCAAACUUUCAUCGAACUCCGAAAGAACAUCUUCAUUGACAAUAGUCUCUUCUAGGCUAUCCAUUCGCUCUGAUCUAAGUGCACAUCUGGAACUGUGGGUGUCCGAUAUUUUCGAUCGUACGCUCGAAGGACAGAUGAAAGACACUAUCUUCAUUGGAGGCGCGGAGGACGACCGGAUACUCUGUCCCUUAUGCCGAAAUCCCAUAGGUGAUCCCAAAUACCAGCAUUUGCUCCAAUGUCAAUUUGCCCAGGAUGAGCAAGAACGGAUGAGAGUAAUGUGGAGAAGGUAG